AAAGCCGAGCGCAGCGCAGGCGUCUUCUCCUUUCUGUAAAGCCGGAGAGCAGAGUACCAGCCGCAGAGCAGCACCAUGUCUAUCCUAAAAAUCGUAUCAAGAGAGAUCUUCGACUCCCGUGGGAACCCCACUGUGGAGGUUGACCUGUAUACAGCAAAAGGUCUUUUCCGUGCUGCUGUACCCAGUGGAGCCUCCACUGGUAUCUAUGAAGCACUUGAGCUCCGUGACAAUGACAAAACCCGUUACUUGGGAAAGGGUGUCUCUAAAGCAGUUGGGCACAUCAAUAAUACCAUUGCACCAGCACUGGUUGGAAAGAAUGUAAGCGUUGUGGAGCAGGAGAAGAUCGACAAACUGAUGCUGGAAAUGGAUGGCACUGAGAACAAGUCAAAGUUUGGUGCCAAUGCUAUCCUGGGAGUGUCUCUGGCAGUGUGCAAGGCUGGCGCUGCUGAAAAAGGUGUACCCCUGUACCGUCACAUCGCUGAUCUGGCUGGAAACCCAGAAGUCAUUCUACCUGUUCCUGCAUUCAAUGUCAUCAAUGGUGGAUCUCAUGCUGGCAACAAGUUGGCGAUGCAAGAGUUCAUGAUCCUGCCUGUCGGUGCCUCUUCCUUCAAGGAAGCCAUGCGCAUAGGUGCAGAGGUUUAUCACAAUCUAAAGAACGUGAUCAAGGAGAAAUAUGGCAAGGAUGCCACUAAUGUUGGAGAUGAAGGUGGCUUUGCGCCAAACAUCCUUGAGAAUAAGGAAGCUUUGGAACUUCUGAAGAAUGCCAUUAACAAGGCUGGAUACUCAAAAGAGAUUGUGAUUGGGAUGGAUGUGGCAGCUUCUGAGUUUUACUGUGAUGGAAAGUAUGACUUGGACUUCAAAUCCCCAGCUGACCCCAGCAGACACAUCUCCCCUGACCAGCUGGCUGACCUGUACAAAAGCUUUGUUAAAGACUACCCAGUGGUUUCUAUUGAAGACCCAUUCGACCAAGAUGACUGGGCUGCAUGGUCAAAGUUCACCGCCAGUGUAGGGAUCCAGGUAGUUGGAGAUGACUUGACUGUGACCAACCCCAAGAGAAUAGAGAAGGCUGUUGCUGAGAAGGCCUGUAACUGCCUUCUUCUAAAGGUCAACCAGAUUGGCUCUGUUACAGAAUCUCUGCAAGCUUGCAAGCUGGCUCAGACCAAUGGCUGGGGAGUAAUGGUCAGCCAUCGAUCUGGAGAGACUGAAGACACCUUCAUUGCUGAUCUUGUGGUUGGCCUCUGUACUGGACAGAUUAAAACCGGUGCUCCAUGUAGGUCUGAGAGACUUGCAAAGUACAACCAGCUGCUUAGAAUUGAAGAGGAGUUGGGAUCAAAGGCCCGAUUUGCAGGCAAAAACUUCAGGAAGCCAGUCAUCAACUAAGUCACACAGAACACUUGACCAUCUUUGUGUAGUCACUGUACACCUAGGAUACUGCAGGAGCUGGCUUAACCCCUUCAUUGCUAUAGAGGCCUGUCUCUACAAGCCCCUGCAGCAGUGACGGCACCUGAGCCUCCUCACAAUCCUGCAGCCUGACCUUCCAGUUGCAGAAGCUUUGCUGCUUAUUAGGAUGAUUCCUUGUCUGUCACUCUCGGUGCCUGCAUGUUAUGUUUUUCUAUUGUAGCUGUGAUCCUGAUCACUUCAACCCUGUAGUAUGUUGUCAUCUUGUCUUGCAGUCUAUCGGGAGGCUAGCUAACAGUUCAUGUGCAGAGUCAAGAGAUAAUGUAGAUUUAUGAAGAGGUAAUAAACUCUUUUGAAGGUGA
Bufo gargarizans (Asiatic toad) is the source of this 1760-nucleotide messenger RNA. RefSeq names its product enolase 1 (gene ENO1). Lineage: Eukaryota; Metazoa; Chordata; Amphibia; Anura; Bufonidae. Gene Ontology annotation, molecular function: magnesium ion binding; phosphopyruvate hydratase activity. Gene Ontology annotation, cellular component: phosphopyruvate hydratase complex. The record is from RefSeq and is a predicted model, not a curated record. The coding region runs from base 76 to 1380 and encodes 434 amino acids. Gene Ontology annotation, biological process: glycolytic process. The transcript has 12 exons.